AUGUCAGGACACGAAGCAAUUAACCCAAUCCAUCCUUCUAUGGUUGAUAAGUUGGACCCAGCAUUCGUAAAACUUUAUGAUGAACAUGUUGCAAACACCCCUAAUCGUCCAAUUGAUCUUGAAGUUUUAAGAAAAAAUUACUCCAAGAUUUACUCAUAUGGUACAGCACCUGCUCCAGAAAUCAAAGAUGUUAAAGACAUUAAAUUUCCUUCCUUUGAUGGGUAUGAAGUGACUCUUCGAGUCUAUAGACCAAACGGAUCCAAUCCUGAUGAUUUAUUACCAGUACAUAUUGAUUUCCAUGGAGGUGGAUGGGGAUUAGGUGACUUGGAUACAGAGAGUCAUAUUUUAAAGCACUAUGUUGAAUUAGCACAAAUAGCCGUGGUGGAUGUUGAUUAUAGAUUAGUUCCUGAUUUUGCAUUUCCUACUGGAUUAAAAGAUUGCUAUGAAGCCACGAAGUAUAUUUACGAUCAUGCAUCAAAAUUGGGAUUUCUUAAAGAUAGCAUUUCGAUUGGAGGUGUUUCUGCUGGUGGAAACAUUUGUUUAGCAGUUUCACAUUUGAUCAGAGAUUUAGGUAUCCCAUUAGUGUUGUGUGCAGCAGGAACUCCACAAGUCGAUGAUAUAGAACCAUAUAAGACGGCACAGGAUGCUCCAUAUCCUUCCGUUUCAGAAUGUGAAUUUGCACCUACAUUGAAUUGGGCUCGUUUGAAAUGGUUUGAUAAACUUAAAUGGGAUUCCCUCUCGAAAGAUCCUAUUGAAAAGGAGGCUCAAUUGAAAGAAAUUGGAUGGUUUAAGAGUAUAAUAACUGCUCCAAAUUGGGAAAACUUACCUAAGACUGUCAUUUAUACUGCUGGAUGUGAUCCAAUGAGAGAUGAAGGUGAGGCAUAUGCAACAAAGCUAUUACAAAAUGGUAAUGAAGUUGUUUUUAAAAGAUUUCCAGGUGUACCACAUCCAUUUAUGCAUAUGGACGCAGAUUUAUGGCAAGCAUCUCAAUUUAUAAAGAUGACAGCCUUUGAGCUCGCAUUAGCACACAAGACAGUUAAAUCAUUUACAUAA
Messenger RNA from [Candida] anglica, 1053 nucleotides. NCBI's taxonomy places the organism in Eukaryota, Fungi, Ascomycota, Pichiomycetes, Serinales, Debaryomycetaceae. The record is from the annotation of a GenBank genome assembly.